AUGACUAUUCAAAGUUGUUUGGAUUAUGUAUGCUCUGGGAAGGCGUUGGAGUUUUCUGGGGUUACUGCUCAAAUAGGAAGGAGUGUGUAUAAUGGUCUCAAGGCAGUCUCAAAGGACGAUCUUCCUGAAGAAGGGCUAACGGUUAAGAUAGUUAAGCAGUAUCUUUUAGACACCCUUGGUUACUUUUGUGAAACUUUUGGUGUAGAGGACUGUAACAACUUUGAGGAUAAUAUGGUAUGUUAUCUAUUACCAGUGUUAGUAGAGUCUGAUUUGUUGCUGAAGAAGCCUUCUGAGUCAGAGUUGAGAGAUUUGAGGCAUGAUAAGAUUGCGGCCACUAAGGAUUUGGCUUUUGAUCCGUUCAGCUUCUUUUCGCCAACUUUUCCCCAGUACUUCUCUCAACUCCAUCAACCCGACCCUACGGUGGAGGCUGCUGUUGUGGCAGCCCCGAAGCCUGAUGUUGGAGAUGGCCUGUUAUUUAAUGCUAGUCCGGUAGAGACUGGUUUUCCGGUUGUUAGAUCGGUAUCUACCUCUUCUAAGGACCCUCGACAUGAUGUUCUUGGUUUGUUGCCCAAAUUUGAGUUGAAGGAUGCUGUAAUUACUUCUCAAGAACGCCGCCAAGCUCGAAAAUCGGUUAAGGAUAUAGAGCUUUUGAAGGGAGGUGUCUUCACUGGUAAAGGUGAUAGCCGAUCUAUGCGACGAGUACUUACCUAUGUUCGUGAUGUUGCAAUUGAGGAAGCUUUCACGGCAUUAGAGUAUCGGGAGCUAUUGAAGCGUCAGAUUUCUCAGACUGCUCGAGCUGCUGUUCAUCCUCGUAGAGUCACUACUCAGCCUGCUCUUAUUCAAGAGCUGCGACGAGAGGUCUCAAGCUUUCUAUCACUUUAUGGUCAAGGAGACUCUGGCAAGUUGGAUUCUUGGAAAAGCCUACUAUUUUUAUCACAAGGAAAGUCCGAGAAAGUUGCCACCUUUGCCCAGAGGUUUGAUGACGCCUAUAAUGAUGCGGUAUGUCUUGGUAAUGUCAUAGAUGAUGCUCAGGCCGCACUGCAAUUUGCGUCAUCUUUGAAUGAGCAAUGGUCGGUUAGUGCUGCUACUCUGAUAGCUGCUGGUGUUACUUCGUUGGCGGACUUAACUUCUCGCUUAGUCGCAGAAGAGAAGCUGUUCAAACAUUCGGUGAAUGUUAAGGUCUCGGUUGGUAAUGUUGACUCCACUGGUGGUAAAACUAUAUCUGUCUCGAGUAGUCAGAGAGUGGGAGGUCAAGCUACUAAGGAAGAUGGUGUAAGAUCAUGCUUCUAUUGCCAUCAGCCGGGUCACUUAAAGGCCGACUGUCCCCAACUCCGUGCUAAAAGGCAGAAUAAGCCAGACCCUAUUGGUAAGGAUCAAAUGGCAAAGCCUGUUCCUAAAGAAGGGCCAGGCGUCGACGGUGUCAGUCGUAGCUUAUCUUUUUAUGUACUAUCUUCACUAUGUCCCGAUCUUAUUAUUGGUUGGAAUGGUAUGUGCACUUUGGGGGUCAUUGUCAAGACUCAGCAGAACGAGAUUGUAUGUACGGGUGCCGUCUUUGGGGAGAAGAAGGAAGAUUCUGAGGAACCUCAAUGUCUUGCUAGGAUGGCCAAAGGUUCAUCUCCGGCUAUUCUGGGCACUGACGAUUUUCAUCAUGAUCCAUUCAGUGAGCUUAUUAUAUCUGAAUCAUAUUGGUAUCAUCUGCCCAGUGCUCCUGGUUAUCGUAUCCGGGUUAGACGGCUACGAGAAGGCGAGCAGAAGGAUACGGAGAAGCAAGUCUUCGUUUUCGAGUUGGAUCUUAAGGGAGCAACUAAACCUACUACCACUACCCCUCGUACUUCCAACUACUCGGAGAGGCUCAUAUCACGAUUGUCUGAGGAGGAUCGUGAGUUAUUCUAUGCUGAGGUGGAUGGUUACUUAUCACGCGGUUGGUGGCAGGAGGAGAUCCCGUCACCACAAGGCACGGAUAACAGUCUACCUCCCAUUACUGUAUUUCCGGUUAAAGCUCCGGGGAAGGCCUUAUCCUCUACCCCUAUACGGCCAUGCUGCGACGCUCGAGCCUACAAUAAUCUAGCGGAACCUGCUGGUUACUUGGGAGCUGAUAUUUCGUCACUAACCUCUAGGUUAUUGGGUGCCUACCGGAAAGGGGACUCCUUGUAUAUGCUAGAUUGUAGUCGUGCCUUUUACCGGCUAAGAACUAACUGGUAUCUCCCAUUGAUGGUCGGUAGGAAGCGAUUCUGGAGCAAUCGAGUUAUCUUUGGAAUAUCGGCUGGUCCCUCCUGUUUGGAGUUCGCGAUGACGUUUUUGUUACGUUAUGUAGCAGCUCUGGACCCAUCGCUAUCAUCGGUACGAUUUGAUGUAAUUUCCGGUUGCUGUAAGGUGGCGGGAUCAUGGAUAUAUCUCGACGACGUUACACUGAUGGGUAAUGGAGCUGACGGAAAACUUGAAAGGUUUUAUAAGCUGUUUGUGGAGACUGCUGAGAAGUUUGGUCUGUACUUUCCCCCCGAGAAGCAAAACUAUCUGUCUCCGUUUAAGGCUAGUGGUCCGGUGACCCAUCUUGGUUCAUUGUGGUCAAUAGUUGAUGACCAUUUGCAGUGUAGUUGUCGCAGAGAUAUUAAAGGUUUUCAACAGUUGUUUUCUGAACCUGUUAAAUCGAAGCGUGACUACUUUGCUAUUGGUGGAAAACUAGUUGAUUAUCCAAAUGACCAUGCUAGGGCUCGCCUUGCUAGUGAUCUUUUAAGGAGCAUUAUUGGAGGUUUCCAAACUCCAUGGGAUGAACGAGUUCAACUAGGAGAGGGAGAGGCUCGUCAAGUAGAUACCCUCUUGAACGUGUUGAAAGAAGAUUUCGGUACUCCUUGUUCACAUUUGAGUGCUACUGGUAAUGUGGCCAUUUUGGAAUGUGAUGCGAGUGCUGCCGGUUAUGGUUAUAUCUUUAGCUGUGGUUCGUAUCAUGCUUCUCGUGCUAAGGUUUUUCGUACCAACCAAUUGGCAUGGCACGUCAACCGCAAAGAAGCUUGGUGUAUCAUUCAAGGUUUACUCUCUAUUCUGCCAUUAUUGGAAGAAUACUGUCCAUCGUCAACUGGUGUGUCCUGCCCAUUAACUUUGAAAGUGGUAGGUGACAGUAAGUCGGCUCUGGCUUGGGCGCGCGAUAACCGGAGUAACGUCCGUAGUGUGGAGCGUCUGGCUAUCCGUCGAAUGCUGAAUACCCUAGAUGAUAUUCGUGCAAUGUUUGAUAAGAUGAAUGUUCGCCUAGAAUUUGUGAGAGUUCCUGGAUCAAGUAAUUUGGGAGCAGAUGAACUCAGUAGACUUCUACUGAAGUGGAAAGUCUGUCCAUGUGAAGGUACCAAGCCUGACUCAACCAGUGACUUGUCUGCACUAUGUUCUCUAUCUCUCAUGGUCGAAGGUGUUAAUGAAGAUGAGGAGAUCUUGAAGAAUGGUGGUAAAGAAGUGUGCCAGUCCCUUAUGUCUUUGGAGACCAGUCCACCAGCUACCGUUGUGCAAUGGUUACUUUCUCUACAGAAGCGUGAUCCUUUUAUCAAUUCUGUCCGAGAGUUCUUGGUGGAGGGUAAGAAGGAUGCUUAUUUGGAACGACUACUCAGAGAUCAUGGCCGACAAUAUGAGCUCAACCACUGUGGUCUUGUCGUUGAGUGCAGAUAUACCGAUAAUCUGGAAGGUAGAAUUUGUAUACUACUUCCUGGUGAUCCUGACGUUCUAGCCAAGUUUGCUCGCCAUUAUCAUGAGAAUAACUCCCACUGCUCGGUUCGUUAUGUUACCUAUCUAUUUUCUCGAGACUUUUAUGCACCCAACUUCAAGCAAGUGGUGAGGUCGGUAAUCCGAACAUGUGGUCCAUGUGCGGAAAAACGGGUGAAAUUGGCCUCGUCUGGUGGAAAAAUUUCUUAUGGUCAGUCGACGUCAGACCUCAGUGGUGUGUGGUCCACAGUAUAUGCUGAUACUGCGGAUAUAUUGGUUAAAGAUAGAUUUGGUUACCGGUAUUUGUUGGUAAUAGUGGAUAGUUUAUGUGGCUUCUGCUGGUUAUCUCCACUGAAAUCUUUGGAAGCGGUGGAGUUAGUCAGGGUGGUUUGUGGCAUUUGUAACCGGAUAGGUUGGCCACGGAAAUUUGUGAGUGAUGGUGGUCGGAACUUCACAUCUAAGUUGACCAAGACUAUGUUUUGUCGUGAAGGAGUGCUUCAAGACUGGGUACCUCGGUAUGCUGCUUUUUCUAAUGGUCGUGCGGAAAGAUGUAUAGGUAGCAUCAAAGCCAAGAUGCAGACCCUUAAUCGUUCCCAGAAGCGUGAGUGGUCUAUCCAUAUACCUACUAUUAAUAAGAGUAUUAAUCUUAGCCCUCUAUCGACCGGUACAACGCCUUUUGAUAUUUUUUUCCAGCGACGUUAUGAUAGUCCCCUUACAAGGAAGAUUGAGGCUAUCAACGAGUUGGCUAUGCAAAAAGAGAUGUCGAUGGAGACUUCUGGCGUCAAGCCAAAUAAGAAGUGUUUUAAGAUUGGUGACUUGGUAAGACGGUCUAAUAAGGAGGUUAAAGAUAACUCAGUCUAUGAAGUGAUGAGCUGCGGUCGCCACAGUUCGUCUUCCUUCACGUUAUCCGGCAGGCCAUCAGCCUAA
Perkinsus marinus ATCC 50983 is the source of this 4611-nucleotide messenger RNA. RefSeq names its product gag/pol/env polyprotein, putative. Bases 1 to 4611 code for a protein of 1536 amino acids. Gene Ontology annotation, biological process: DNA integration. NCBI's taxonomy places the organism in Eukaryota, Perkinsozoa, Perkinsida, Perkinsidae. The record is from RefSeq and is a predicted model, not a curated record. The transcript is spliced from 3 exons. Gene Ontology annotation, molecular function: nucleic acid binding; zinc ion binding.